AUGCUCUCGCCAGCAUUUGUAAUGGCCGCCCAGGCGUCCUAUGACGGAACCACUGAUCCAACUCUUCCUCUACCGCAUCACGACUUUGCUGGCUCUGUCCGAAUCUACAUGAAACAUGUCUACACGACAUUUUGGGCGCGAUUGAUCUCAACAGAAGAGGACCUGCAGGAGCAUAUGCUAGGGAAAUCAUCACGUAUGCAGCACACCUGGGGAGAAAUUUUUGCAACAGCACGAAUUACUCAUGAACAGACUUACCCAGGCGUUAAGAGCACUACAGCAGUUGGUCUAAGCGAAGGCCAAUUUUGGGAACUCGCUCAGAGGAUGGUGAUCGGCUUCUUCAAUGGCUUUCCUGAUCCUCCAUUCGGUUGGUUGAAGGUGGUUGGUGGUGAUGGUUUUGGGGCUGGAGGGAUUCGUGUAUUGGUCUCUGAAUGA
This is a messenger RNA of Penicillium samsonianum, 432 nucleotides long. RefSeq lists its product as uncharacterized. NCBI's taxonomy places the organism in Eukaryota, Fungi, Ascomycota, Eurotiomycetes, Eurotiales, Aspergillaceae. The record is from RefSeq and is a predicted model, not a curated record. The transcript has 3 exons. The coding region runs from base 1 to 432 and encodes 143 amino acids.